AUGGCGCCACACGCGGACGAGUCGAACGGCAAAGUGACCAUCGAUAUUAUCUCCAAGGAGUCAGAAAAAGUGCAGACGGCAGCGCAGGAAAUAGACUCAGACAAAAUAGACUCAGACACCGAGAAGCCUCUUCCAACGGAGGAAGAAAACGAAAUCCUACGUAAGGUUGCCGAUAACCUGCCAUGGGUAUCCUUCUCGCUUUGUCUUGUUGAGUUUGCAGAGCGUGCGUCUUAUUAUGGCGCUAAAACUGUGUACGCCAACUUUAUCGAGUACCCGCUUCCAGAAGGUGGCAAUGGUGCUGGGGCUCCUCCACGAGGCACGCAGAAGACUGCAGGCGCCCUAGGCAUGGGCUUGCAAGCCAGCAGUGGCUUGACUCUGCUAUUUGUCUUCUUGGCCUAUGUGAUUCCCAUCUUCGGUGGAUGGUGGGCGGAUGUUUACGUCGGACGUUACAAAGCUAUCUUCGUCGGAGUCGUUCUGUGCGGUAUAGCUCAUAUCAUUCAGUUGGUCGGUGUUAUCCCAUCCGUUCUACAGAAAGGACAGUCAAACGCUGCUCCGCCAUUCAUUCUCGGUCUUUUGAUCCUAGCAUUCGGAGCCGGUAUAUUCAAGCCCAAUGUGUCUCCUCUCAUCUUGGAUCAGAACAAGAACAAAAAGCCUUUCGUACGGACGCUAAAGUCUGGAGAAAGGGUGAUUGUUGACCCGGAAGCAACUACAAACAGGAUUAUGCUUCUUUUCUACGGCUUCGUGAAUAUCGGUGCUUUCUAUAUGCUCGCCACAACAUAUGCAGAGAAAUAUGUGGGAUAUUGGCUGUCGUUUCUAUUAUCCGCCAUCGUUUAUUUUCUGCUGCCAGUUCUACUGUUGAUGGUCUAUAAGAGAUUGCAUAAGGAGCCUCCUAGUGGAGGAAAGGAGCUCACUGAGGCAUUUAAAAUUACCGCAAGAGCACUUCGCGGCAGCAAAUUCAGAAUUUGGCGAAAAGACUUUUGGGAUUCCGCAAAGCCUUCUAAGCUUGAAAGUCAAGGUAUCAGCGUACCUUGGACAGACAAGACUGUUGCAAAGGUCGCGACAACUCUUCAAGCAUGCGAUAUUUUUAUCUACUUUCCAAUUUGGUAUAUGAACGACGGAGGUCUCGGCUCUGUCCAGUCAAACCAAGGCGGAUCGAUGGUAACAAACGGAGCUCCCAAUGACGUCUUGAACAACUUCAACGCCUUGACUAUCAUUGUCACGAUUCCUCUUCUAACAUACGUGAUAUACCCAACCCUACGCCGCUACAAGAUGACCCCAGGCCCGAUUACUCGAAUCACCUUUGGCUUCUUCCUAGCCACACUUUCCGGUAUCGCCGGAACAUUAACGCAGUGGAAGGUUUACGAGCUCUCACCUUGUGGAUAUCAAGCCUCCACCUGCGAUGAGGUGGCACCGAUCAGUAUUUGGUGGCAGCUUGCUACUACUAUCCUGGCUGCGCUAAGUGAGUGUUUCGCGGCUGUGACUGCGUAUGAGGUUGCCUAUGCACGGUCGCCGAAGAGCAUGAAGAGUUUGGUCGUGGCUGUUUUCCUUUUCAUGAAUGCUUUGAGUAGCGCCCUUGGAGAAAUCCUUAUCCCAGUGACGAAAGAUCCAUACCUCCUAUGGCUCUGGGGUGCCCCUGCAGUGGCUCUAGCGGUUCAGUCCAUCAUCUUCUGGUUCAGGUUCAAACAUUUGAAUCAUGAAACAUUCAACGCGGGGGACGAACUUGAUGAGGAAGAUGAGCAGGAGCAGGAGCAGGCGCAGAAGGCUGCGCUGAGGGUUUAG
Molecule: messenger RNA, 1779 nt
Organism: Penicillium waksmanii
Lineage: Eukaryota; Fungi; Ascomycota; Eurotiomycetes; Eurotiales; Aspergillaceae
Product: putative MFS peptide transporter
Exons: 3
Coding region: 1-1779 (592 amino acids)
Biological process (GO): transmembrane transport
Cellular component (GO): membrane
Molecular function (GO): dipeptide transmembrane transporter activity
Source: RefSeq, a predicted model, not a curated record